CUCUCACGCGAUUCCGAGCUGCUCACUGUUUGCUCGCGGUCCUCGACUCCGUGUGACUAUUUCUCGUUGCGUUAGUUGUUGAUCUGUCGAGCACUCGGCUCUGUCUAUAAGGCGUUCGAUCUGGUCGAGGAGACAUGGCACAAACGCAUCAUCAACCGCUGUAUUUUGAUGACAUGCAGCAGAGGCAUCAAGAAAUGUCUGGCUUCCAAGAACACCAGCGUCUAAUGUCCAAAGGCAUGCCACCACGCACGAGUGCUGUGACUCACAUGGAGGGUAUGAUGCAGCAGUCGCACAUGCCGGUUGUCACCGCUGAUUUAUCUGCUGCUCUGGAUCAAGGGAUGGACUUCCUUGAUUUAUUGGAGUCGCCGUCGCCGGGGAAGCAGAUGCCGGAUUCGGGUAUUGUGUCUGGGAUUGCAUCUACGGGAGUGCUGUCGGAUAAUGAAGAUGACGACGAGCAGUUUGGAUGGAAACAGGGAUUUGAUUCAUGUCCGCCGCAAUACAGGCAAAUGGGAUCGAGAACUGAUCGUGUGAGAGCCGCUAUGUUUCCCGAUACUGUUCCAGAGGAUAGCAUCUCCAUGCCGAUGACAGGACAGCCCACAACCGUGCAGCGUUUAGCCGAACCAUCACAGAUGUUGAAGAAUGCCGUUCUGAACCUCGUCAACUACCAAGAUGAUGCGGAUCUUGCACUUCGAGCUAUUCCAGAAUUGACGAAGUUGUUGUAUUCGGAAAACCCAACUGCAGUACAACAGGCUGCAAUGGUGGUUCAUCACUUGUCUAAGAAGGAGGCGAGUCGUCAUGCGAUCAUGAAUAGCCUUCCGAUGAUGGGUGCACUUGUGAGAGUGAUGGGUGGGACGUCGGAUGCCGAGACGAUGAGAUGUGUUAGCGGGACGUUGCAUAACUUGUCCCACCACAGGCAAGGGCUGUCGGUCAUCUACAAGUCGGGAGGAAUUCCAGCAUUAGUCAGACUGUUGGGAUGUCAGGUUGAGUCUGUGUUGUUCUAUGCGAUCACAACCAUUCACAACCUCUUGCUGCAUCAAGAGGGCAGCAAAAUGGCAGUCAGACUCGGAGGUGGUCUUCAGAGGAUGGUGUCUCUUCUCUCACGAACGAACGUGAAAUUUCUGGCCAUCACUGUUGAUUGUCUUCACGUGUUGGCAUAUGGCAAUCAAGAGAGCAAGCUGAAUAUCUUGGGAUCCGGCGGUCCCGCGGAGCUCAUUCGCAUCAUGAAGGUGUACACGUACGAGAAGCUGCUGUGGACGACGAGCCGACUAUUGAAAGUGUUGUCAGUGUGUCCGAUGAAUAAACAAGCAAUCGUUGAGUGUGGUGGUAUCCAGGCGCUCGCUCAUCACCUUGGAAGUCGAAGCGGUCGUCUCGUCCAGAACUGCAUGUGGUGUCUAAGAAACCUGUCGGACGCCGCCACGCAUCUUGAAAACCUUGGUGGCUUACUGCAACUGCUGAUCCAAUUCUUGGGCGUCGCCGACUUCAACUACGUGACGUGCGCAGCCGGAAUUCUAUCCAAUCUGACAUGCAACAACCCACAAAACAAGGUAUUGGUGUGUCAGUUGGGUGGCGUUGAAGCUCUUCUCCGGACGUGUGUGAAUGCUGGUGAUCGGGAGGAUAUCACUGAGCCAGCUGUGUGCGCGCUACGCCAUCUCACCAGUCGUCACAGCGAAGCGGAAAUGGCUCAGAACACGAUUCGUGUCAGUUACGGCAUACCAAGUAUCAUCCGUCUUCUUCAUCAUCCGUCGCGUUGGCCUCUCAUCAAGGCGGUCAUCGGACUGUUGAGGAACUUGGCAUUGUACGGAGAGAAUCACAUAGCGAUCAGAGAGAAUGCUGCACUACCCAAACUCGUGCAGCUGCUGAUGAAGGCUCAGCAAGUGAUGCAAAGGAGAUUGUCACUCGGACCAAAUGCUGGACUACCAUACGCUGAUGGGAUUCAAGAUGGUGUUCGGAUGGAGGAGAUUGUUGAAGGUUGUGUUGGAGCUCUGCACAUCUUGGCGCGUGAUCAGCAUAACAGGGUCGUGAUCAGGGGACUGCAAUGUAUACCCAUCUUUGUACAGCUGCUGUAUUCGAAUCACGAGACGAUCGUCCGACUCACGACGGGCGCGUUAUGUGAAAUGGCACAGGACAAAGAAAGUGCCGACAUCAUUGAAGCUGAAAAUGCGUCGUCUGCACUGACUGAGCUGCUGCAAUCGCGAAACGAAGGAAUCGCUACUUACGCCGCGGGUGUCUUAUUUCGUAUCUCGGAAGAGAAGUCGGCAGACUACCGAAAACGUCUGUCUGUUGAACUGACGAGCUCCUUGGUGAGGCCGGAAUCAGUCGGCCAUUGGAAUGGGCUACCCAUGUCUCAAGAUAUUGGCCGCCUCCCUCUUCAUCACGUGACACACCAGCAAGACUUCCAUGCACGCCAGCUGCAAGUUCCGGGUGGCUUCAAUCCGUCGGCUCUUCAACAGAAUCUGCGUUACCACACGGGCAUGCAUCCGCCGCUGCCACAACACGAAGGCAUCAUGCUGGACGCCAUGUCGCCCGUCGUCGGCAUGGACGUGUCGAAUCAGUGGUACGAUACGGAUCUCUAGUCGAUCUCCAUACAUAAUGGGUUUUGAAUCUGUCACAUGACACGUUACUUUGACUGAACACAUGCUAUCUUGUAAGUGGAGUUUUAGCUUAUUAGUUGUUAUGAGAUGUAGGACGCGUGGUUGUUAGAGGCCAGUUUAGAAGACAGUAGAGCUGUAGACGUGUGAUUACUGGUAUGAUGCCUGAGUUUGUUGACCCUUAAUGUAUUGCAUACGUUGUCACAGUGUGCUGUGUAUUGGUAUGUAUAGAGUAAUUGAAUUGGUAUUGCACAGA
Corticium candelabrum is the source of this 2844-nucleotide messenger RNA. Its product is annotated as catenin beta-1-like. The transcript is spliced from 18 exons. Gene Ontology annotation, cellular component: adherens junction; catenin complex; nucleus. Gene Ontology annotation, biological process: positive regulation of transcription by RNA polymerase II; cell-cell adhesion; canonical Wnt signaling pathway. Bases 135 to 2573 code for a protein of 812 amino acids. The record is from RefSeq and is a predicted model, not a curated record. Gene Ontology annotation, molecular function: protein phosphatase binding; nuclear receptor binding; transcription coactivator activity. NCBI's taxonomy places the organism in Eukaryota, Metazoa, Porifera, Homoscleromorpha, Homosclerophorida, Plakinidae.